AUGCUAAUCUUUUCUCAUACUCCGAAAACCGAUUACCGAAACCAAGAUUCACAGCGCACUUCACCCAGUGCUCUACCAAUACUAAUGGCUGAGAAGCGUGCGCUUCCAUGGCUAGACAUACCCACCAAAGAGUUCCUAGAAAGAGACUUGCGCAAUGAAAAGCAAAUGCAAGAGGCUCCGGAGAUCUCAUUUGAAGUUACUGGAUCUACCAGUAAUAUCUACAAAACGGUCAUUGCCAAAUUGCCUCGCUGUACCUGUCCGGAUGUCAAAUUCCGGAAGUCUCAGUGUAAACAUAUCUGCUUUGUCCUAUCUGCGAUAAAUGCCCCUGGAAAACUGAGAUAUCAACGAGCAUUCCUGCCGUCUGAGCUGCGCGAGAUGCUUUCUACAUCAUCCUUGGAGGAUAUCGAGGAAAGAAGUACUCUUAUUUCUGCCAGCCAAAGGAAGCCUGUUGAGGGCAAGUGCCCAAUUUGUUUCAAUGACUUCAAGUCCAACCACGGAGCUAGGUCUUGCCAUUCGUGCAACAAUAAUGUUCACGAGGCUUGCUUCAAGGUGUGGGAGGCCACUGUACAUGCAUCUCAGCAUGUUUUUUCUUGUCUCCACUGCAAUGCUCCGUGGAAGAGCAAUCAAUAUAGAACCCCACAUCUCGCUAGGGAGGCUGUGUGA
Molecule: messenger RNA, 663 nt
Organism: Penicillium coprophilum
Lineage: Eukaryota; Fungi; Ascomycota; Eurotiomycetes; Eurotiales; Aspergillaceae
Exons: 5
Coding region: 1-663 (220 amino acids)
Molecular function (GO): zinc ion binding; ubiquitin protein ligase activity
Source: RefSeq, a predicted model, not a curated record